Molecule: messenger RNA, 2140 nt
Organism: Ctenocephalides felis (cat flea)
Lineage: Eukaryota; Metazoa; Arthropoda; Insecta; Siphonaptera; Pulicidae
Product: nucleobindin-2-like
Exons: 11
Coding region: 157-1869 (570 amino acids)
Cellular component (GO): endoplasmic reticulum-Golgi intermediate compartment; extracellular exosome
Molecular function (GO): calcium ion binding
Source: RefSeq, a predicted model, not a curated record
UUUAGUAAUCGUCUUUUGCUUCUACUUACGUGGUGUUCUUGUGCUAGUCGUUUUUUUUUCGUGCAUAGAAAAUAAACGUUUCGUGAUCCAAUUUUGCUAAAAGUGCAUUAAAAACUAUAUAUUUCACCCAUGAAUCAGUAAAUAAUCACAAGAACAAUGAAUCUUCUUCCAUUACUAGUGGUCAUCUCGCUGGUAGCACUACAGUACACCACAUGUGCACCAGUGACUACUAAGAAACCAGGAGAAGCCCCCAAUGAUGCUAAUAACCAGGAUGCCCAAGAAGGAGACCUCAGUGAAUACAUGGAAUACCAUAGGUACCUGCAAGAAGUUGUGCAAGCGCUAGAGAGUGAUCCAGAAUUCAGAGAAAAAUUGACUAAGGCUGAAGAAGUCGAUAUUAGGACGGGAAAAAUUGCUCAUGAGCUAGAAUACGUAAAUCAUAAUGUUCGAACAAAAUUAGAUGAACUUAAAAGGCAAGAGCUGGAAAGACUGCGUCACUUGGCCACAAAACAAUUUGAAUUAACAAAUGAUAUUGAUACUGAGCAUUUAAAGAUCAAAGAACAUUUAGAUCAUACAAAUGAACACACUUUUGAAGUGGAAGAUUUGAAAAAACUUAUCUUAAAAACAACCGCAGAUCUUGCAGAAGCUGACAAGAAAAGAAGGCAAGAGUUUAAGGAAUAUGAAAUGCAGAAGGAGUUUGAGAAGCAGGAGAAAUUAAAAUCAAUGGAUGAAGAACAUAGGAAAGAAUAUGAAAAGGAAUUAAAAGAUCAAGAAGAAAAACACAAGAAACAUGAACCUUUACAUCAUCCUGGAAGUAAACAACAAUUAGAAGAAGUUUGGGAAAAGCAGGAUCAUAUGGAAAAUCAAAAUUUUGAUCCAAGAACUUUCUUCAUGCUACAUGAUCUUGAUGGCAAUGGUGUUUGGGAUGAAAAUGAAGUAAAAGCUUUAUUUUUGAAAGAAUUGGAUAAAUUGUACCAGCAGGGUGCUCCAGAAGAUGAUAUGAGGGAACGGGCUGAAGAAAUGGAGAGGAUGAGGGAGCAUGUGUUUGCAGAGGCUGAUACUAACAGAGACGGUUUAAUAAGUUAUAAGGAAUUCUUUGACCAAACUAAACGUGAAGAGUUCCAAAGAGAUCAAGGUUGGGACACCUUGGAAACUCAAAAAAUUUAUACACACGAAGAGUAUCAAGAAUUCGAAAGGAGAAGACAAGAAGAAAUUCAGCGCAUGAUUCAACAAGGAAUGCUACCCCCAAAUCCUUAUGGUCAUCCAGGACAAAUGCCUCCUAAUGGACAGUUUCCACCACAAGGACAUCCAAACUAUCAAAAUAUGCACCCAAACCAGGUUCAUCAGGCGCAAAUGAAUGAGAUUUAUAACCAAGCCCAACAUGGAGUUCCACCUCAGCCACCUCCACAUGGUAAUGCAAUUCCCAACCAGCAAAUUAAUCAACAAAAUCAACAAUUCAUUAACCAGCAAAAUCAACAAGUAAAUCAUCAGCAAAACCAACAAUUUAAUAAUCAGCUGAAUCAACAAUUGAAUAAUCAACAAAAUCAACAAGUAAAUCAUCAGCAAAACCAACAAUUCAAUAAUCAGUUGAAUCAACAAUUGAAUAAUCAACAAAAUCAGCAAUUUAAUAAUCAGAAUCAACAAUUAAAUAAUCAGCAAAACCAGCAAAUAAAUAGUAAUCAGAUAAAUCAACAACAAAAUAAUCAGCAUGUUAACACACAACAACAAAAUAUAUCUCAAGGAAGUAAGCAAGUAGGCCAGGGCAAUCAAAUACCACAGGUGCAGCAACAGCCAGGUGCCGACCAUGUAGCUUCUGUGAAUCUUAACAAUAAUAUUCCACAUAAAUCUGGGGAAAUUCAAAACAGUGUGUAGACAGUAUACAACUCCUGAGACUCUCUAUUCCAAGCAAGACCCCGUACUAAACCGGUAUGACUAUUUUCUUCAUAAAUAAUGCAAUCGGGAUUAUCCUUUUCAAUAUCUAUUACUUUAACUGCUGUAUCAUCAGCACAAACAGCUAGAAGUUUUGUGCUAAAAAUAUGAACAAUAAUUAACAAUAUGAACAAAGAAAUUAAAGAAAAAACAUGAUCAAAUUGUAUAGAACAAUCUUGUAAAUAAUUAUGAAAUAUAGAACUAUUUAAAAAAA